CCCUUCCGGAGGGGGCGGCAGGGCCCCCGCCUGGGGGUGAUGCUGGUGGGCUGGGGGGGCAACAACGGCACAACGGUGACAGCGGCCGUGCUGGCAAACAGGCUGGGGCUGUCCUGGAUGACCAAGACGGGGCGCAAGAAAGCCAACUACUACGGUUCCCUGCUCCAAGCCUCCACUGUCUGCCUGGGCACCGGCCCCACCGGCGAUGUCUAUGUGCCUUUUCGCGACCUGCUGCCCAUGGUGCACCCCAAUGACAUCGUCUUCGAUGGUAGGUAGGGCAUGGGGGGGACCCCACGAGGGGCGGAGGUGCUGGACUGGCCACUGCAGGAGCAGCUCCUGCCCCACCUGGAGAAGAUGAAGCCUCGACCCUCCAUCUACAUCCCCGAGUUCAUCGCCGCCAACCAGGAGGAGCGGGCGGACAAUGUCCUCCAUGGGUCCAUGGCUGAGCAGAUGGAGCAGAUCCGCAGGGACAUCCGGGACUUCAAGGAGACCAGCGGGGUGGACAAAGUCAUCGUCCUCUGGACGGCCAACACGGAGCGCUUCUGCGACGUCGUGCCAGGGCUCAACGACACUGCUGACAACCUGCUCCGCCCCGUGUCCCCACAGCGAGGCCUGGAGGUGUCCCCGUCCACGCUCUUUGCUGUGGCCAGCAUCCUGGAGGGCUGCGCCUACAUCAAUGGCUCCCCUCAAAACACCUUUGUGCCGGGGGCGGUGGAGCUGGCUGCCCAGCGCCGCGUCUUCAUCUGUGGCGAUGACUUCAAGUCGGGUCAGACCAAGCUCAAGUCGGUGCUGGUGGACUUCUUGGUGGGUGCUGGACUCAAGACCAAGUCCAUCGUGAGCUACAACCACCUGGGGAACAACGACGGGAAGAACCUCUCGGCCCCGCAGCAGUUUCGCUCCAAGGAGAUCUCCAAGAGCAACGUGGUGGACGACACAGUCCAGGCCAACCCCGUCCUCUACGGCCCCCAGGACAAGCCUGACCACUGUGUGGUGAUCAAGUACGUGCCCUACGUGGGGGACAGCAAGCGUGCGCUGGAUGAGUACACGUCGGAGAUCAUGAUGGGUGGCACCAACACCAUUGUCAUCCACAACACAUGCGAGGACUCGCUGCUGGCCAGCCCCAUCAUCCUGGACCUGGCUAUCCUCACGGAGCUGUGCCAGCGUGUCACCUUCUGCACCGAGGCCGACCCCGAGUUCCAGGGCUUCCAUAGUGUCCUCUCCAUCGUCGCCUUCCUCUGCAAGGCCCCGCUGGUGCCCGAGGGCACCCCUGUCGUCAACGCCCUCUUCCGCCAGCGCAGCUGCAUUGAGAACAUCCUGAGUGCCUGGGGUGCCCAAUGUCCAGGGGUGCUACACCAGUGGGUCCCAGUGCCCGUGGGUCCCAAUGGGUCCCAGUACCUGAUGCCCAGGGGGGUGCCCAACACCAACAGGUACUUGUAUCCAGUGUGA
Egretta garzetta (little egret) is the source of this 1446-nucleotide messenger RNA. RefSeq names its product inositol-3-phosphate synthase 1 (gene ISYNA1). The record is from RefSeq and is a predicted model, not a curated record. Gene Ontology annotation, cellular component: cytoplasm. The annotation marks the transcript as partial. Gene Ontology annotation, biological process: inositol biosynthetic process; phospholipid biosynthetic process. The transcript is spliced from 9 exons. Gene Ontology annotation, molecular function: inositol-3-phosphate synthase activity. NCBI's taxonomy places the organism in Eukaryota, Metazoa, Chordata, Aves, Pelecaniformes, Ardeidae.